Molecule: messenger RNA, 630 nt
Organism: Rotaria sp. Silwood1
Lineage: Eukaryota; Metazoa; Rotifera; Eurotatoria; Philodinida; Philodinidae
Source: the annotation of a GenBank genome assembly
AUGUUUUGGUUUAUAACCAUAGGAUUACUUUUAUUAAUCCAUACAUCUUUAGGAUGUAGUCCACCUUCAUUUUCAAGUUUAUCUGUUGAACAAAAUUUCAAUUUAUACAAAUUUCUUGGUUUUUGGUACGAAAUAAAUUUUUAUGAGGCCGGUGUGGAUCCAGCUGAAUCAUAUACAGAUUUUAUUCAAUUAUUUCAAUUAGAAAAUGAUGUUACUAAGCAUCUUCUCGCUUUCUCUAAAGCAAGAGCACCUAAUCAACCAAAUUGUUUGUCACCUACUACAUGGUCAAUUUAUGCAAAUAAUGGUGCAAAAAUGAUUUUUGAAAAACUAGAUGUUACUAGUACAACAAUUCUGAAUCAACCUUUAUAUGUAUUAAAAACUGAUUAUGAUCAUUAUGCAUUAACUUAUAGAUGUCUAACACCAAAUUAUAAUUUAAAUCAACCAUGUCAACAGCGGGCAUUAAACUUAUAUAGUCGAAAACCAUUUUUAGAAAGAAAAUAUUUAGUUCAACUUGAACGUUAUAUUCUAAAUGUCUUAUGCUUUAAUUCAACUGAUAUUAUAAGAACUCCAUUUCGCAGACCAUUUUGUUAUCCAAUAGAUGGGUCAGGCCGUCAUUCACAUGGCGACUAA